Haemonchus placei is the source of this 297-nucleotide messenger RNA. NCBI's taxonomy places the organism in Eukaryota, Metazoa, Nematoda, Chromadorea, Rhabditida, Trichostrongylidae. The record is from the annotation of a GenBank genome assembly.
AUGCAAGGUCUGCUUGAUUCGGAAAAGUCCAUCCCAUCACUUCUAUACAAGUACAUUGAAAGUGAAAAACAGCGGCUGGACGAGCUCAAACAGUUGGCACAGCAGUACGACAAACGGAACGAGCAAGCAUUGGCCACUGGCACCGCGGAUAUCUCCAACCCAAUAAAUGCCUUCGUACUCAUCAAACAGAAGGUGAGUUCUUCUGCUCAUUUUUGGCAGUGUAGUAAGGUAAGCGGUGGCGGUGAAGUGGUAAGUGGCGCACUACACGCACGGUUAGGGGUUCGAAUCCCGGAUUGA